AUGGCAGACGGUGUACGUGUGGCAGCUGUAGUGAAACUAAUGGAGUCAAUAGUCGUACUGCCAGACAAAAACUGCACCGAAAGGAUGGACACUCCGUCGGCCAGAGAAUUUCUCACAAAUCUUGAGCCAUUCCAAGUGGUCCUCUUAACGAUUGCAUCAUCCUUCACACUUAUUGUCUACAUUCUCGCUCUCGUUCACUGGUAUUAUGUUUACUCGUUCGUUUCAAUAGAGACAAGAAGAAAUAAGCUCUACUGGCUUGUCACACUUUUCCCGGUAUCAACGGGUUGCUGUUUGGUUGGAAUGCUCGCUCCGAGGACUUCCUUGAUCAUGACUGCUGUUGGUAUUCUUUACUAUCUCAUGUGUUUGUUCGUGAUCGUAUCUUUGUGCAGGCACUUAUUUGGCGGACGCUCCUCCUUUUCAAACAGCCUGCAGUUUGAAUCUAGACCGAUAGACUUCAGAAGCCCUCCACUCUGUUGCCUGAUUCCUUUUCUUCCAACCGCGGAGUCUUCGGAGAGAAACAUUCGACGGUUGGAGUGGUUAGUUCUCCAGGCGCCUGUUGUCCGAGCAGUUAUUAUUGUGAGCGAUAUAAUUGCUGUCGCUGAGAUGAGGGAAGAAGCAAAAGCAUUCCUUCGAUACUCAGACAUAUUCUCAGUUGGUUCCCUCAUGCUGGCUAUAUUUGGUGUGCAUACGUUGGCACGGGUUACGUCGAACAAGUUGUCGGAGUACUGCUUUCUCACGGUGUUCCGCUUCGUGGAUGUGUCAUUACUGUUCUUUUCUGCUCAACAACCCAUGAUCUUUCAAAACAUACUUCUCCGUUUUGAUCUCAUUAAAUGCGGUCCAUUACUCACGGCUCAGGAAAAUGCCACUUUUGUUUGCAAUUUUGUGACCAUUUGUGAGAUGUUCGUCAUGUGCUUGCUGGCUACGGUACUGCUUGCCCCGCGUCGCAACGCUAUGUUCGAUAGCCAUCGCUUGCUCAAAACGCCUUCGUCCUUUCAUGGCACUGAGGUGUCUGAGAUUGGAGAACAGUGUUUAGCAAUACCAGCAGGUCAAUUUGUCGAUAUCGAGUACGCCGACGAUGUAGUGAUGUUCGCAUCUAGCAGCGCGAAAUUGAAAAAGGUUGCUAACCUUGCAUCGAAAUUACCUGCUGCCUAUAGGCUGCGACUUGCUUUGACAAAGCUAACUCGUAUCGGGUUCUUGGUGGGUCCACCUGUAGUCGGCGGUGCGGUCGUCGAAUGCGUUGCAGUCGUUGAGACGAGUCGGCACCAUCGUCCUUGCUCGCACAGUCGAGUAGUGGGCGUCUUUGAUUCUGGACCAAAGCGACACCCGCUCGACUCGCCAUGGAGGCCGGCACAGACUGUGUACCUACAACGCGAGAACAGUGUCCACAGACAGACGCUGGAAGCCCAGCCUCAAGAAGAAGCUGAAUUCCGCCAAGGGUUCAGCUGCUUGGACCACAUCCAGAUCGUGUCGAGGGUCAAUGAGGUUUACCGGGAAUAUCGCCUGCGCCUUGUUCUAACCUUCGUCGACUACGAGAAAAUCUUCGACAGCGUCAAUACUGUCAGCGCUGGUCGAUCAAGGGAAGAGAAUAGGACUGCGACUAAACAGAAGGAAGACACAAUUCAUCAAGAACGCCUGCUGGACGGAGGAGAACAACUUGAAAGCUCUCAAAUCAUAGAAGCUUUGUCAUACGUACACCUCGUACGUUCUGUGGAUGUGGGGAACGACUCGAAGAAAGAACUGAAUAGAAGGAUGAGACCAGCAUGGGCAGCAUUCGCACCCGCCGGGAACGCACGACUCGGACUAGAGAUCCUUCUUUCGUUUCAUGCGAUAUUUGUUGCGAUUUUCAAGUUGGACGCCCACUCAAAGGCAGCGAUUAAGACGAUUGGCAGAAGUUCUUGCGAUAGUGGCGAUAUCAGUACAGAAAUGGAUGAGCUGCGACGUGUCAAGAGAGAGCUAAAACGCCUCAGGACCGCAAUUCCACCGCUGCCCACACCGGAUACGCUUUACGAUGACAUGGUCGACAACUGUCGCAAUAUCAUGAGAACGAUAGAAUCGCUUGAUGGACUCCGUAGUGAUAUCGAGUAUUUCUAUAAUAGUAAUUUGCGAUAUGGCGAAUUGAAACGCGAGGCGCAAAUACUGGAGCGCAAGGCAGAAAUCUGCAAGCUUAAGUUCCAGUCUUUGCGCCAGCACUUACGUUUGUUGUUCUCGGUAGUUCCUAUCCUAAAAGCGAUGUCAGCACUAGCAUGGAGAGCGAAAAUGCAGGAGCCCCAAAGUUACGUAAGGCGAGAUGGACAAGAAAAAGAACUGCUGACGAGCCAGAAAGAGAUUGAGAUUAUUGUGAACGAUCAGCUGCAAGGGAUGAACGAAUUUUUCACUGCGAUUCGCGGAAUCCGUUCCAGCUGUCUCAAUAUGGAGCGUGGCCAGAAGGAAAGCCUCAAUGUUCGUAUUCUGGAAACGGUGCAGUUCAUCAGCGCCACCGUAACGGACAUAAAGGAACAAAUGGAGCGGGUCGGAGCAAACCAAGUCCACGAUGAAGCGCAGCCGACAACUUCCAGUUCGACACUAGGGGACAACUUUUCGCAGACGGUGGAAAGUUGCCAGAUGGCAACCAACGAGAAGGAUCGUGGGGAAAGUUCAGAACAGGCGAAAAUUGCGAGUAAUGCCGAGUAUAUGGAAGCGGUGGAGAUGGAAUACGAAAAGGCGAGAGACGACCCGAAGGAAGCCGCAAUUCGAGCAGAGAUCAAAUCGCUGGAAACAGAACUCACCAAUGUCCAGAAGCGCCUUCGAGAACUUGCGAGGAAGCGAACCUGUAGGCAGCGAGAGUAUGAGGCAGGAGUUUACCGCACUGAAGAAAGAAAGAUGAGAUGUGUUUUCUGCGAGUGGAUUCCAAGAGAUGCUAAACGCCCUCGAGGAAGACCGCCAACGAGAUGGGGUGACGUGUUCGCUACACUGAAGGACCAGCUGAGAGCUCAGCUGGAUACGGCUCAAGGACCUCGUCAACGUCACUCACGAAACUUGAGAACACCUUGGAUGACAAUGGCUAGGGAAACGAGUGGAAGAGAUGCCCGCACGUCUAGUGAAGACGGGCCAUCUAAGUAUCAAAAGUUUUACGGAUCUCUCGGCGGUUACGCAUGUUCACAGCAAUCAAUCUACGUCAGCUGCCAAUGUCCAACAUUUUGUUCUGCUUAUGAUAAUGCUCACGCUGGCUACAGGAGUUUCCCAGACUACAAAACUUGGUCCCGACGCCAUCACCACAAAAGAAGACAUCACAAAAAGAAGUUCCAAGUUUCGGAGCCGGAUUCGGAAGAGCUCCCUUUACAAGAGUCCUCAACGUCUGCUCCCAGAAGUUCGACGCAUUCGUGGGAGAACGAGGAUUUGUGGGAAAAGAAGUUCGUGAAUUCGAACUCAAAGACCAAGACAUCCGAAAGCGGCACAGAGGAGCUUCCGGAAAUUGACAGUGCAGAGAUUGCUGCUGCUCGAGCUCGCAUGAGAGGUCAUGUUGAAAAGGCGGAAUCUUUACAAGCACCUGCUACCUUGCCAAAUACAGGUGCUCGUCCUCCAAUAGGAGGUGGAGGUGUUGGUAUUGGCAGUGGUCUCGGAGUCGGCCCCAUUGGUGUGAGCUCUGGUCUUGGCAUAGGAGCCCCCGGAAUAGGAGGAUUGGGAGGCCAGGGCGGCAUUUUUGGGAUCUCGUCAGGCGUAGGCGUGGGAGUUCCUGGAGUCGGACCAAUCGGUAUCUCUUCGGGUCUCGGAAUAGGACGAUAG
Messenger RNA from Necator americanus (New World hookworm), 3762 nucleotides. RefSeq lists its product as uncharacterized. The transcript is spliced from 24 exons. The record is from RefSeq and is a predicted model, not a curated record. Gene Ontology annotation, molecular function: transporter activity. Bases 1 to 3762 code for a protein of 1253 amino acids. Gene Ontology annotation, biological process: transport. Lineage: Eukaryota; Metazoa; Nematoda; Chromadorea; Rhabditida; Ancylostomatidae. Gene Ontology annotation, cellular component: membrane.